CAGACAGAGAGCGGUCUGGAGUUCUGCGUUCCGCGUUCCGCGCUCUGCGUUCUUUAGAAUGGACCGCGUCUAUAGCGACAACGCACACAGCGGGCAGUCUGACCGCGGCGGGCAAAGCGGAACGUCGCGUUCUAGCGUUCUAUUCCCGCCGAGACAGCGAACGCCGGAACGCCGCGAUGUCCGAAGUCGCAAAUACCGAAAAAUUGAUUGAAUUAGUUAGAGAAAGGAGUUUAUUGUACGAUUUAAGUGAUGUAGACUAUAAAAAUCGUGACAAAAAAGCAGAAGCUUGGCUUCAAAUUGCCACAGCAUUGGGAUUUGGAGAUAGUAAAUUAUGGAUAGCCAAGUGGAAGAGUCUGAGAGACAGCUACGGAAAAUUCAAAAAAAAUAAUGAGUCUUCUACAGGCCAGUCUUAUAAAAAGUAUAAGACUUGGCCAUGGGCGUCACAAAUGAGGUUUUUGGAUGAUUACAAUGUUAGAAGACCAACAGAAAGUAAUAGUCAGCCUUCUCAAGCCACCAUAGAUACAACUUUUCACACCGACACGAACAUUACGGACGACUCUUCGGUGGAUAUGACUGUGAGUGAUGCGACACCUGGUCCAAGCAAGCCAUUUUCAAGAAAAAGAAUAAGAACGAGCGAAGACUCCAGCGAUAAAAUACUGGAGUAUUUAAAAAACAAAAAUGAAAAUAAAAACAAAAUGGAUGGAGUCGACUAUUUUUUUUUAAGUUAUGCUCAAUCAUUUAAAACAUUCCCGCCGAAAAUUCAAAGUAUGGUUAAAUUAGAAAUGGCUACUCUAUUUGCCCGAUACGAGCUACAAUUGGCAGAAGGCAGUGAUGCAAAUGCUACUCGAGUUUCAUCUCAAUUAUCUAACCAAGCAGGUAGUUCUACGCCAAAUUCGGGGUCUGUUCCAAGUCCUGCAUGUGCAUAUGAACUAAGUUCAAGUUCGUGGGCUGUACCCAGCCCUGUCUCAGAACAGUUUCUGGAACCGGCUAGUCCUAGUGCACCUAGUCAAGAUAACAACACUGUAGUGUAUGUUCGUUCACGACAGUCAACACCAAGUUCACAACAAUCAACGACAUUACAAACAGCUACAGAAUAUUACGAAAAUGUGUCACGUUACGUUAAUACGUAAGAUAAUUAAUUCUGUUUUCACAAUACGGGCAAUUUUUAUUUUUUUAUUAAGGGCUCACUUGCUUUUAAACACACUGUUUUUGUUGCAAAUACAAGAAGAAAUACUGUUAUGUUUUUUUUUAAGAAAUACUGUUGAUGUUUUCUUUUAAUCCUUAAUAAAUACAUACCUUAAAAAUACGGCCAGUCUUUCUUUUGCUGAUAUACACUUCCUCCAGUUAGUAUUUUGCUUUUCGAUAUGAGGUUUCA
This is a messenger RNA of Leguminivora glycinivorella, 1375 nucleotides long. RefSeq lists its product as uncharacterized. The record is from RefSeq and is a predicted model, not a curated record. Gene Ontology annotation, biological process: regulation of transcription by RNA polymerase II. Gene Ontology annotation, cellular component: nucleus; transcription regulator complex. Lineage: Eukaryota; Metazoa; Arthropoda; Insecta; Lepidoptera; Tortricidae. The transcript has 2 exons. The coding region runs from base 177 to 1130 and encodes 317 amino acids.